Molecule: messenger RNA, 2973 nt
Organism: Dinoponera quadriceps
Lineage: Eukaryota; Metazoa; Arthropoda; Insecta; Hymenoptera; Formicidae
Product: nose resistant to fluoxetine protein 6-like
Exons: 10
Coding region: 576-2948 (790 amino acids)
Molecular function (GO): acyltransferase activity, transferring groups other than amino-acyl groups
Source: RefSeq, a predicted model, not a curated record
AAGGAUUCAGCCGAAGUCAUUCUCACUCCGUCAUACUUCAUACAUUCCCUUCCUCGUUCUCUCUCUUCCUCUUCUCCCUUUUCCCUCUUUCCAAGGGCAGAUGCAACGACGGCAACGUCUCGAAGAAACUAUGAACUUGAGAAAGUCGCGUUACCAGGGAAAUAUUUCGAUGAUCGCUUCGGAGACUCAUAUUCAAAGUUUCACGUAAUUUCAACUCGGUUGAAUCGAGAGAAGAAAACGGGAUCGUCCAAUUAUCCGAGUGAUAAAAUUUAGGAGCGCGCUCUGAGUGUAAGUGGGGAUCGCGUAACGUUCCUGACAAUGUCACGAGUUUCCUGACAGAGAAUCGAUACUUCAUUCGCGCGAGAAUUAUCCAACGCGUACCAUAUCGGACCGUUGACCAGACGCGAGGAUCGACCCAGCCACAAGAGGAAAAAUCGCGAUCGAUCCCGAACGAUUCGUACGGACCUUCGACGAUGUGGAUCCAUGUGCAGUGACCAAUCUUCCUCAUUGCUCGCGAGUACGCUUAGCGUGGACGUAAAUCGUAAGUCUUUUCUGUGAACAUUUUCGAGCUGAAUAUGCGGGGCGCGAUGCGACUGCCAUUCGUCGCUCUGCUUGUGCUUUCUUCGAUCCACGCCGAGGAAGUAUCGACCGAUACUCCGGGCGGUGCCGCGCCGGAAGAAUCGAAUCUUCGUGUCAGAAGUCUGCCGGCGAUCAACAAUGUCGUCGAGAAAAAUUGGACUAGCCUGUCGGAAACGCUGGAUAUUUUCAGUGCGCGUAACUUGGCGAGAAAUUGGGCCGAGAAUGGGUACACCGUCGGUGAGCAAUGUGGCAAAGACAUCACGACAUACGUCGGAGCUUUGAAGAAUCAGGAACUGUGGGCUCUUAAAGUGGACGACGCGUCGGGUAGAUUCACCAAUGGAUUCUUCUGGGGUAAUUCGUACUUCACGGGCUCGGCCACUGAAUGCGAUUACAUCGGACAGGAUUAUUUGCAGAGGAAUUCCGAGUCGUCGGUCGAAGAGGUGCGCGAAUUCAACACGGAGCCGCGUAAGAGGAUCAACACGGGCAGCAGCGGCGCCGGUCUGCUGGAAACAUUGACUUUCGACGACAAGCCGCCCUAUCGUCUGGGUUUCUACAUGAUACGACUUUCCUUGAACGCGUCCCGAUACACGUCAACGAGAGUGAUCCACCUGGGUGUUUGUCUGCCGUUUUCGUGCACUGCCUCCGAUGUCGCCGUGAUCGGCAAGCUUGCCGCGAGCGAUUUCGUGAUGAAGCACUCGACGGUCGAGAAGGUCCGGGACCAGCAUAAUCUGUAUGACAUGUACGCGGAUCCGGUCUUCUGGAUCCUGUUCGGUGUCAGCGCGACGGUGCUGGUAAUAAUGAUCUUCGGCACGGGAUACGACUAUUACCUAACGAAGAAGUUCGCUCAAGUGCGAAGUAACGUGAUCUACGACCUGGAGAAACAUGGAAAACUCGAUCGACUCGCCAACGGCAACCAGAAGGUGUUAAAUGCUUUUCAAGGUACGGUCUACCUUCCUGUUCCAGUGGCAGAUUCUAGUACCAACGGUGUGCAGCCGAAUAAUAAUAACGACCACGAGAGUGGCUUGCAGACGUCCACGACAGAGGCGCAUCAGCUUAAUGUUUGCCAGGAGCUUCUGCUUUCGUUCUCCGUUCGCGCGAACGUGAACACCAUCUGCGAUCGUAACGUGGGCGGAGACACCAUCAGUACUAUACACGGCCUCAGGGCGAUAUCGAUGGCCUGGGUGAUACUCGGACACACGUGCAUAGUCGUAUUCAAGUACUCCGACAACAUGGAGUACCGCAGGGUGGUGGAGAAGAGGUUCCUCUUCCAGACCAUCACGAACGGCGCGUUCAGCGUCGACACGUUCUUCUUCAUGGGCGGCUUGCUCGUGAGCUUCCUCUAUUUCCGCACCAACGCCAAGGGUGACUUGAAGAGGCUCACGCAGGGCACGCGUGGCUUCGUCGCCGGCACCCUCAAGUUCAUCGGACUCCUUCUCUACAGAUUCAGCAGGCUCACCGCGCCGUACAUGUUCGUACUGGGUGUGGUCGAGAUCUCGAUGAAAUACUUCCACGCGAACUCUGUCUUCGAGCCCCCCACGCCGGAUCAUUACAAUUGCCCCAACUAUUGGUGGAGGAAUCUGCUCUACAUCAAUACCUGGUUCCCCGUCGAGCAGAUGUGUAUGCUUUGGAGCUGGUACGUAGCGGACGACACGCAAUUCUACAUCGUCGGCGGUGUCAUACUGGUACUUGCCACGAAUCACUUCAAGAUCGCGGCUUUCGCGCUCGUCAGCCUCUUAGUGAGCUCGUGGCUGACCACCGGCUAUAUCGCCUUGGUCAAUAAUCACAUGCCGAGCUCGGACGACCCGCUGGCCCUCUUUGAUAAGAUCUACGACAAGCCGUGGACAAGAUUGGGCCCCUACCUGAUCGGGAUGUCCGUCGGCUAUUUCCUCUUCAAGACUGAUUGCAAAGUGAGAAUGUCUAAGACUACCGUCGUCGUGGGAUGGCUCCUAUCCUCCGCGUGUCUCCUGAGUUUGCUCUAUGGUCUGUAUGAGACGGAACUCACACCAGCCACAGCCGCUGCUUACUCCUCAUUAAGUCACAGCGCGUGGGCGUUGGGCUUGGCAUGGAUCGUGGUAGCGUGCAGUACCGGUUACGGAGGAUAUGUAAAUAGGAUAUUGUCGGAGCCGCUGUUAUAUCCAUUCAGCAGAGUGACCUAUUGCGCUUAUUUGGUUCAUCCGCUCGUCAUACGUCUAACCGCUAUGAAUCUAGACUCUCCGUUUCAUCUGGGAAAGGACUUAGUGUUGAUAACAUUCCUGGGACAAUUGGUGCUGUCUUACGCAUUGUCCUUCGUAAUAUCAAUCUCUUUUGAAGCACCGGUAGUCAGUAUGCUGAAGAUUCUCUCACCGAAGAAGCGAAAACGUAUACAAUAGGGAUUAGAUUAUACAUUUGACGCAC